This is a messenger RNA of Xenopus laevis (African clawed frog), 2295 nucleotides long. RefSeq names its product glutamate receptor KA2 L homeolog (gene grik5l.L). Gene Ontology annotation, cellular component: membrane; postsynaptic membrane; plasma membrane. Lineage: Eukaryota; Metazoa; Chordata; Amphibia; Anura; Pipidae. Gene Ontology annotation, molecular function: signaling receptor activity; ligand-gated monoatomic ion channel activity; monoatomic ion channel activity. The record is from RefSeq and is marked provisional. Gene Ontology annotation, biological process: monoatomic ion transport; monoatomic ion transmembrane transport; ionotropic glutamate receptor signaling pathway.
CCUAAAAGGAUCCGAGGAAUCAACACAUUGGGGCGUGGCUUGCACUAUCAUUGCUCACCAUCAGAAAACGAUGGAAAAAUCCCUUCUGUUUCUUUUUGCGGUUACCCUGUUGUCUGUAGGAUGCACAGAUGCAGGAGAAAGCAAAGGAUCCAUACACAAGGAAAAAGAAAGGUCAAAGAGACAAGCUCUAAAACAUCUGACUGUCACUACUAUCAUGGAGCAGCCUUUCUCAAUGAAGUCUGAAUCAGGAAUGGAAGGUUUCUGCAUAGAUUUGCUGUCUGAACUUUCUCAAAGCCUUGGCUUUAAUUACACCAUAAAAGAAGUGAAGGAUGGGCGAUACGGUGCCAAAGACCAAGACGGAAACUGGAAUGGGAUGGUUGGAGAGGUGUUAAGAAAGGAAGUUGAUUUGGCAGUAGCUCCUUUAACAAUUACUGCCAACCGGGAAAGAGAACUUGCCUUUACAAAGCCGUUCAUGCAAACUGGUAUCAGUAUCCUACUGAGGAAGGAGGAUGCUUCUGAGAACUCGUUUCUCUUUGGCUUUUUAACUCCCUUCAGUAAAGAAACUUGGAUAGGAAUUCUAGUUGCCUACAUGGUCACAAGCCUCUGUCUUUUUCUUGUUGGCAGAUUAAGCCCUUGUGAAUGGACUGAACUGUCAACCGAACAGAAUAACUUUACCUUCCUGAAUAGCCUUUGGUUUGGAGCUGGUGCUUUCACAUUACAAGGUGCAGAACCACACCCAAAAUCAGUUUCUGCCCGAAUUAUAGCAGUCAUCUGGUGGAUAUUUUCCAUAGUGCUGGUUGCUGCAUACAUUGCAAGCUUUGCUGCUUUUUUAAACUCUGACAGUGUGCAAACUACAAACAUUCAGACAUUUGAAGACUUAGUCAACCAAAGAACUCUUGAGUUUGGAACUAUCAACAGCUCUUCCACAUUCCAGUUCUUUAAGAAUUCCAAGAACCCAACAUACCGAAUGAUUUAUGAAUACAUGGAUAAAAGAAAAGAUGAACUUCUUGUGAAAUCAUUUGCGGAGGGUGUACGUCGGGUUCGAGAGUCAAACUAUGCCUUCCUUGGCGAGUCUGUUAUGCAAGACAUCAUGGUAGCAAAGCACUGUGAACUUGCCAGGGCCCCUCAGAUCAUUGCAGGCAGAGGAUAUGGUAUUGCUGCUUCAAUAGACUCUCAACUUAUCAAACAAUUAAGUAUUGCCAUUUUGGAACAAACCGAGUCAGGGAAUAUUGAGUACCUAAGGAAAAAGUGGUGGGACAACACCUGCUCCAUGAAACGCAGUGCUGGAUGGAACCCAGUGCAGCCACAUACCCUGGGAGGAAUAUUUCUCAUUCUUGGUAUUGGUUUGGCUUUGGGAGUUAUAGCAGCUUUGAUUGAGCUUGUGUUAAAAGCCAGGAACAAUGCAGAUCAGCAAAAGAAGUCUUGCUGUUCUGCUUUCUCCGAGGAAAUGGGAGAGCGUCUUGGAACAAAUAAAGAAAACCAGGGAGCAGUGGACAGUGUGAAAUCAUAAGAAGAUUCUGUUGCAGAAAGGAUCAACUUCAUGAUUUUUUUUUUAGCUUUACUACUUAUGUGCUUUGCUGUACUAGUGAGCUGUUAAGUAUGCAUGACUGUAUUGUUUUAAGAGAAAUACAUUCCAUGGGUGGAAUUUGUCAGAGAUCUUUCUGAUCAAUAGGCAUAGUUAUACUAAACUUGUACUUAUCUUAAUCUUCCCAGGACAAAUCCCUGGAUGCCAAUUAUAAAUUGCUUUGUAUACACUGAACAUUGUCCUCCUACAUUUGUUUGAUCAGUCCAGCAACCUACAACCAUUAUCUUCCUAAUUUUUACAGUACAACUGAAGGGAUUGUAAAUGAACAAAGUCUUGCAUCCCUUUAUUUGAAUUAAGGGAUACAUUUUUCAUUGCAAGUGUGCAGGGAAUAAAGCAGGAAAGAGGAGGGUACAAAGUCAAUGCACACGGUACAUGGGAAAUUAACAUUUUUAACAUCAGAAUUAUCAAAGUUGUGGGAUUCCAGCUAUUGUAGUAGUACCUCCAGCUUUAACUUUAGUCUGAAAGCCACUGGUUCAACAUUGCUGAUGUAAUCAGGAUGUAUCAGUUAAUGACAAAUGUGUUUUGUAACUUCUAUGAGGUCUGGCAACAAACUACCUUAAAUGAGGCCUUUAGAUGUAACUUCCUAUUUGACAAGUUACCUUGUCUUGUUUAUCUUGUUGCUAUCCAAACCUUCCAUAAGUUAGGGCAUUUACAUAAAGGACUUAAUGUAGCAGCACAAGAAGAAUUUUAGAGUGCCAAAUUAAACCCUG